UGAUAUGGAGAGGGAGCUGUUUGCGGCAAGAGCCACUCCUCUUAGUUUCAAUCGUUUACACACAGAGUGGGAGGAGCCCGGUUUCAGUAUCACAGUGACAUCACAGUUUAGAGGCAGUGGUGUUAGGAGUAACCUACUCAAACAUUUUCACAAAGGUAAAACAGAGCCGUAUAAAAGAGGAAGAACACAUUAAAAGUGGGUGUAUAUAACUUUAAUGAAUGAAGAUAAACAAGUGUAUAUGGGGAAGAGAGGGAAAAGGAAAGAAAAGACACCACCUGACACUUUGAUGUAAAAUCUAAAGAAAAAUGUGUAAGAGUUUUAUAAAGGACAGUUUCCUCUGAAGUGAAAGUGGAAGAGAGCCAAAAUAUUGUAGCAGGGUAAAUGUUCUUGAUUACCUUUCGGAGUGACGUCACUUUUCAUGCAGUGCAUCCAGAAAGGCCGCAUUCCACAGCUUCACUCCUCCUCCUCCUCCUCCUCCAUCAAUGAAGUGUGUCUGCAUGUGAGUGUUUGGGUCACAGCCGACCAUCAGCCUGAAAACACAGCAGUGAGAAAGAAGAACCGUCAAUGACACUGAGAGAAGCUUGAACUCACAGGUCGCUGGCCGUUCUGCAGCUGAGCGAUGGAGCUGAAGGUGUGGGUGGAGGGUGUAGCCCGAGUGGUGUGUGGCCUGUCUCUGAACACUUCCUGCCAGGAUGUCGUCAUAGCUCUUGCACAAUCGAUCGGUCAGACCGGUCGGUACGUUCUGAUCCUGAAGUUGAGAGGAACAGAGCGACAGAUGGUUGCAGAUGACUGUCCUCUGCAGCUGCUGGCUCAGCUGGGGCAGCAGGCUGCAGAGGUCAGGUUCGUCCUGCGGAGGACCGGUCCCAGCCUCAGUGAUGGUCGAGACACACCCACCAGACAGGGAGGUCUGCCUCUGCCUGGAUCAGCAGAACCAGAUCCUGUCAGGAGCAGAGAGCCACACAAGGCUUUCACCUUUAAUCUGGGUCCCUCAACAAGUCCCAGGAGGACUAAAUCAAACAGGGCUUGGUCUCCGUCGCCCAGAGCCUCCCCGGAGCCAAGAGCUUCCCCAGUCUCUUUUCUAGACCCCAUCAACCCUGUGCAGGCUCUGCACCCUUCCUCCAAAGACGAUGUUUUCAGGCAGAUUCUGCAGCAACAGAGGAGGCUGCAAGACCUGGAGAUUGAGCUUCAAGCUCUGGAGAGGGAGACAGACAUGUGGGAGCAGGAGAGUUCGUCUGCUGGUCUGAAUCUGGUCUCUGAUGGUGAACUGGAGGAGCUGGAGCAGAGGCUGAGCCUGAACCAGGAAGAGCUGAUGCACAGAGAGCACUGGGAGAGACAGUUACAGAAAGAGAUCGACAGAGAGCGAGAUAUGCACGGACGUCUGAAUCAGAUGCAGCUCUCGAUGGAAGAUCACAGCUUUCAGAUCAGGGAGCUCUACGGCCGCUCUGCAUACCUGGAACAGGACCCGACACUCAGAGCCCACAGACAGAGCGCUCAGACUGGCCCCCGGCAGCCGGAUGAGGCCCUAAGGCCCCUGAAGCAGCAGCUCCACCAACGUCUGCAGCAGGGAGAUGAGAUGGACAUAACAUUGUCAGAAACACAGAAGAAGCUACGAGCUGCAGAGGAUCAGCUACAGGACAAAUGGGAGAUGAUCGAGGAGCUGAAUAAGGAGCUGAGACAGUGUAACCUGCAGCAGUUUAUCCAGCAGACCGGCGGUCCACACACUGACCAGACAAACUCUCUGCAGGUCACCGAAGUUUACCUCAGAAACGCUGGGAUAAUGGAGUAACAGCUGAAAGUCACUGUACGUCAUCAGAGAGUUGAUGUUCAAAGUGAUGAUAAAAAGCUGUAGUGUUUUUACUUAUUUGACUUGAUGCACUUCUCUGUGCGGUGUCUGACAGUUUCAGCCUCUGGCUCAGUGUAGUUGAAGUACCUGUACCUGUUUUUCACUUGAGAUAAUUCUCAUGUUGACUUUUGUGAAUCUGUUGAAUCUUUUUUUUUUAAAGAUUUGUUUUGGGACUUUUUGUGCUUUUAUUGUAAUGAUAGGACAGUGGAUAGUCGGAAAGCACAGGUCGGAUUUGUCCCCGGCUGCUCUCUUCAAGGACUACCGCCUCGGUACAGGGGACGCCCAAAGCAACCACUUGGCCAUUGCCGCUCAGUGUAUCCGUUGAAUCUUGAUGCCUGCUGCAGAUCUAAUUUCCUUCAGAAUUAAAAAUGAAGUUGAAGCUAAGUCGAAGUUGAAGGACAUCAGGACGUGUGUGUGUGUGUGUGUGUGUGUGUGUGUGUGUGUGUGUGUGUGUGUGUGUGUGUGUGUGUGUGUGUGUGUGUGUGUGUGUGUGUACGAUAAGCCAAUCACUGCCUGAUUCUGUCUGAAAAUAAAACUGAAGUGUAACUUAAGGAGUGAAAUGAAAUGUAAAAGAAGGAAUGUUAAUGUUUGAGUCUUUGCUCAUGUUUAUGUCCUACUGAACUUUGUAACAUAAUAUAUUUCUUUUUUAUCAUUUUAAUUAAACAAUAUAUAUUUUAUAAAAGUCUUAGUUUUUUUAAUGAGUUUGGGUUGAUUACUUUUUUCAGUGUAAUCUCACAUGGCGCAGUGUACUGUUUGCUCCACUGGAGGGCGCCAAAGCUUCAUGACUUAACAGCAUUUUCUGCACAAACCAGUUCACCAGACCAACACAUCUAACCAUCAUACAAACACAUUCACACGACCUUUUGUGGAAAAAAUCUGCAUAAAAUAAUGCGACCUGGCACUUAGGAUCAGAAGCAU
Molecule: messenger RNA, 2761 nt
Organism: Labrus mixtus (cuckoo wrasse)
Lineage: Eukaryota; Metazoa; Chordata; Actinopteri; Labriformes; Labridae
Product: ras association domain-containing protein 7-like
Exons: 5
Coding region: 620-1786 (388 amino acids)
Biological process (GO): signal transduction
Source: RefSeq, a predicted model, not a curated record